Malassezia vespertilionis is the source of this 798-nucleotide messenger RNA. RefSeq lists its product as uncharacterized. The record is from RefSeq and is a predicted model, not a curated record. Bases 1 to 798 code for a protein of 265 amino acids. NCBI's taxonomy places the organism in Eukaryota, Fungi, Basidiomycota, Malasseziomycetes, Malasseziales, Malasseziaceae. The transcript has 5 exons.
AUGCCGUGCGUUCAUAUUGUGCUUGUCAAAGUAAAGGACCAAGUUCUCCGCAAUGGCUACGAGGAGUUCAAGGCACGCCUUGAGACGCUUCGUGAUUUACAGGUGACCAAGGACGAAGUCACGCAGUUGCAUUGGGGCCCCCCUAUCUGGGACACGCGCUCGCAGGGCUUUAACUAUGGCCUCUACACCGUGUUCCGCAACCGUGAAGGAUUGGAGCGCUACAAGGAGGACAACGACCAUAAGGACUUUUCCAAGAUGAACUUGCUCCCGAAUGUGGAAGGACGCAAGGCGCUCGAUAUUCAGACGCGCCUGCAAAGUAUGAGCUGGCGGAUUCGUUCAAAUACUACCAAUGUCCAGGAUAUGCUACAGGAUGCACGGAGCGCACAGUGCCAUUGGGGACGCACUGCGUCUGUUCCUUUUGGGGCAUUACGCGGCGAAUCCGCCGAGCAUGACUCUUGCGCGUGGAAUAAUGAAUUGAAGCGUGGCAUCUCGGAGGAUGAUAGCGAUGCAGUGCUUGCGAGUGCAUUUGAAGAAAAUGAGCUUGCCUGGCAAGGCGCGGUUUGCGAAAUGAAUAUGGUGGACGACAACUGGGAGAAUAUCCCAGCUCCGGAGCGCACGGUACGGCCUCUCCCCGCACGUUCUGGAUUUCGUCCAACAAAGUCAAUGCCACCUUUACGUGAGCUUCCUGCGGAUUACAAUCCGUUCCUGAACCGGGGCGCCGAGGCCAUGGACCAGACUGUAGAAAUGCACGAACGCGUGGAUUUCGCAACCUAUGCGCAGCGCACCGAUAAUUUCUAA